Messenger RNA from Schistocerca nitens (vagrant locust), 4931 nucleotides. Its product is annotated as tyrosine-protein kinase Dnt-like. Lineage: Eukaryota; Metazoa; Arthropoda; Insecta; Orthoptera; Acrididae. The record is from RefSeq and is a predicted model, not a curated record. Gene Ontology annotation, cellular component: signaling receptor complex. Gene Ontology annotation, molecular function: protein kinase activity; ATP binding. The transcript is spliced from 12 exons. Gene Ontology annotation, biological process: axonogenesis; multicellular organism development; protein phosphorylation. The coding region runs from base 1154 to 3019 and encodes 621 amino acids.
UAUACAGCACGCCUCUCUCUUGAGAAUUUUCUCUUCUGUUCCAUCUUUGUGAUAGUCUAUUUGCAUUGAAAUUCAUACCACAAUUCGUACCACAAUUCAUACCACAAUGACACAGUAAAAACGUAUUUCCACUAUUUACUCCGACGUUGGAGUAAUACGUUCUUCUGUGACGAAAAUUUUCAGUGACAAUAGUAAUAAACUUUCUUAGUCUGAAGAAUAGAAACCUCUUUCUGUGUUAGUACUCCUCUUAACAUUAAUUUAAUCGCAACUGCAUCUUUCGUCCAACACCAGAUUGGCUGCAUAAAUUAGUUCUUUCGCUAAAAUGGUGAUGUGAGAGAGGUACAGAUUUUCCUCAUCUGUGAAUUUAACUAGAAACUCUUUCUGGAUAUUAAGAUCUGUGAGUUACCGCAGCAGUAACCGUAAGUGUCCACAGGCACUACAAUAUACUCAGACCUGACGAAAGUUUAAUCGGUACGUCAGAGGCAUCGCUUGUUACCAGAAGUGUUUAGGUACCCUGCUCAGACAUUAUAAUCUAACUCUCGCGAAUAUCACUCCACGCCAGCAGGGACGACAGCCGUGCACGGAUGCUGGAAGCGACUUCAAUAAGUCUGCCAAGCCUUGGCGGCUCCGCCUGUUUUUUACGGUGUCCUGCAGCAGUAAGUCACAACUUUAGCCGCCGCUUUGGUAAAGUUGUUGCGUGCGCCCGGGCCGCCGUAUAAAAUUCAGCGCACGUCCGCGCAGCGAGCAUCCCUCCUGGCUGCACCCGCCCCCCGCCGCCCAGCGACCAGGCUGGGUGCCCUCCUUUAACCUCCCGGUGGAAUCCCGCUGGGAGGGCAGUUUGUGAACUACUUUGGCAACUGGUGCAGCUGAGAAAAGGAACGUAGAGAGCUACGCGUCUUCUCAUUCUGCCCCCCUUCUUGCAAAGGGACAGCUUCAAGUGACAUUUUUUUGUUAACUUCAGUGUUGCCCGAUCGGAGAUUGCGAGCCUUCUGGUCAUGUAGGACGGCGGCUGAUGUUUUGAGAAGUUCUGCUUGCACAUAUGGUAGAAUCGGUUAGUGACCAGGGGGAAAGAACUGCAAAAUUAUGUCGGUGACCUUCCGGAGAACAGACUGUUGGCUUAUAGUUCGCAAAGUGGAGCCGUUCGCCGAGUGAGAUGUCGUUCCCGAUGCUGGUACUUCGAGCCCUGACGCUGCUGGUGACGGCAUCGGUCGCCAAGGCCCACCUCAAUAUCUUCAUCAACCAGGAGGAAGUGAUGAAGUUGCUGGGCCUGUCGGCGGAGCUGUUCUACGUGCGAGAGGGCGUGGUCAACACGUACGCCAUGAACUUCGUGGUGCCCGUGCCGGCGCACAUCAGCGAUCUGGUCUUCUCCUGGCAGUCGCUCGCCAAAAACCCGCUGCCGUACGUGCUGGCGAUCGACUACGACAACCACGAGGCGAUGCGCCCGCCGCAGCUGAACAUCUCGUCCCGAGGCCUCAUACCGACCAGGGUGCAGACUUUCAGGGUUCGGUUCCCGUGCACAGGAGUGGUGAGCGCGGAGAUCCAGGUGCUGCUGCAGCUCAACGUGAGCUCGCACAACCCGCUGCACAACCAGACCUGCCUCAACUUCCGGCGCAACAAGAUCUGCCUUAAAGAGGAGGCGUCGCCGCGAAACGACUCGAUCCGGCUGGACCCCGCCUCCCUGGUGACGUCUAGCGGCACCUUCUACGUGGCGGUCGGCUGCGCAUGCGCUAUGAUCGUCGUCGUCAUUGCCAUCACGUCUGUUGUCUACGUCAAGAGCAAGAAGCUGCGAACCCAGCAGUCGCUGCACACUACGUACACGAGCGCGGCGUACGGCAGCAGCCCGAACGUGUUCAUCCGGCUGGAGGCGCUGGGCCGCGCGGGCAGCGUGGCCAGCGGCAGCUACGCCACCAUCGCCAGCUUCACCAAGGUGGCGCCCGCCGCCGCCGCCGCCGCCGCCGCCGCCGCCGCGUCGCCGCUGCCGUCGCAGGCGCACUCGCUGUCGCAGCCGCCCUGCCCCUACGCCACCACCUUCCUGUCCGGCACCGCCACUUCUGACGACUACCACGUCUACGCCAAGCCCGCCUCCCUCUGCCCCACGUACUACGCUUCGUCUCGCCUGUCGCAGCUGUCUCAGCACUCGCUGUACGACCCGCGGCUGACGGACCCCACGAGCCGGCUGCGAGCUGUCGCCGUGGAGCGGUCGUCCAUCUCGGUGCACGAGCUGCUGCACGAGGGCACCUUCGGCCGCGUCUACCGGGGCAUCUUCCGCAACCAGCAGGUCACCGUCAAGACCGUCUCCGACCAGGCGUCGCGACUGCAGGUGUCGCUUCUGCUGGCGGAGGGUUCGAUGCUGCACGGCCUGAGCCACCAGAACCUGCUGCCGCUGCUCGCAGCCAGCGUGGAGGCGCGCCUGCCGCCGCUGCUCGUCUACCCGCACUGCGCCAAGGGCAACCUCAAAAAGUUCCUGCAGAGCUGCCGCACGCGGACGGAGGAUCAGUGCACGCUGCUGACGCAGGACAUCGUCGACAUCGCUAUCCAGCUGGCGCUGGCCGUCAUCUUCCUGCACAGUCAGAGGGUCUGCCACAAGGACAUCGCUACCAGGAACUGCGUACUGGACGAGAAGCUGCGCGUACGCCUCACAGACAACGCGCUGUCGCGGGACCUGUUCCCCACGGACUACUACUGCCUCGGAGACAACGAGAACCGUCCUAUCAAGUGGCUCGCAAUUGAGAGUCUCGUGCACAAGCAGUUCAGCGCCGCCUCCGACGUGUGGGCGUUCGGCGUGCUUCUGUGGGAGCUGACGACGCUGGGCCAGCAGCCGUACGUGGAGGUGGACCCCUUCGAGAUGAGCGCCUACCUGCGGGACGGCUACCGCCUGUCGCAGCCGCUCAACUGUCCGGACGAGCUGUUCACUUUGAUGGCGUGGUGCUGGCUGUCGAAACCUGAGGACCGCGUCACGUUCAGCCAGAUGCUCUCUUGUUUGCAAGAGCUGUACACGGCGCUAGGGCAGUACAUCUAAGAAGACGCCGACCGGCAGAGCUAUUUUUGUAAUGAGUGCGGCGCCACGUGAUCUGAGCGUAGAGACGGCAGAGGCGCUCGCCACAUCACUACGUCGGCGUUUCAUGUAAUGAAUAAAACGUACUGAAGCCUGGAAAUAUUUCACUUGUACACAUCUAAUUAAAUUUGCCGUAAGGAGAUAUUUUGUAUAGGCAGCCGUUAGUCAGAUAAUGUGAUGUUUGUGAUAAUUCGAACUAUUUUGUAUUUUUGUAGAUUUUGUUAUGAUAAUGACUAUUUAAAAAAACGGAAAAAUAUUGACAAUGUUAGGCGAUAGCCAACACACUAGACUGGAUGUUCUAUGUAUAUGGUUUAAAGAAAUGGGAGACAUGUAUCUAGCAGGACGAUUUGUUCCAUGGACUGCCUGAGAGAAAUAUAUGGCAGACAAAAGGCUUUUUUUAUGAAAAUAUAUUUAUUCAAACAAUUUCAUUGUGUUCAUAUCAAUGUGGUCUUUUGAUUUUGUGCUGCAGCACACUUUCGAAAUGUGAACAUGUUUCUCAUAAUUACUGAAUGUGCUACUCCUUUAGAAGCGGAAAGAGUCGUAAUGGAAAUUAAGCAUUUGAGAUCAAUUAAGGUCCUAGGCUAAGAACUGACUCAAUAUUUAAAGAUGUGCCAUAUAUUUUUGGGUGUAAUUUUAAGUGAACUGUUAGAAUUCGUUACGACUGUGUAAUGAAAAAUAAUUAUGUUAUGGAACAGAAAGGGCCUAAUUUUGUGCAAUAGUUUAGUUUUAUUCCCAUAAGGAGAGUCAAUGGUAUAGUUUAUAUUUAAAGAGAAAUUUAUUCAAAUAUAUUUAUUUCAACACAGCAUGAAGUGAUAUUUCACAACACUGACAGACAACACUGUAACAAUGUUUUUCCUCUACUUCCCUCGAUGUGUCGCAAGCAUGCCUGAGCUGGUCAUUUACUUGAAGCAACGUAUCUUUUUCACCGAAGAAAUUAGCGCAAAUAACUUGCAAUUAGUCUUCUCAGAAUGGAACAAGCUCUUCAUCUAUCACUGUCUUUGUAUUUCGGUUUAUUACUCACUCGAAUAUUUCUGUCAACCACUUGGAUCUUUCAAUAUCUGGUAUUUCUGUGCUUUGCAUAAUAUAUCUGUACUAGUGGCUCAAAUUUCAUCCUUGGCUUAGGAAAGAUAACAGAAUUCUUUUCAUACAAUAUUCAUUACUGCUACCUUCAGAGUUGAAGGAUUUAAUGCCUCUCCUUCUCCGGCAGUAUCAGCUAUGCCUCUUUCGUUUUAUAACUAUUAAGCGUCCCUCCUACAAGUACUUGCAGUUUGUUUAAGGAAUAACAGGGUUGUUGGUUGGAAUGUAUCAUAAAAUGUAAUGUAAUUACUGUAAACGUUUGUUAAUCAUUAAUGCGGAAUAUUAAACAUAUAAUUCAGAAGUUUAUUGUAAUGUUCGGAGUUUUUAUUGCAUGAUAUCGAAAAAUUUGUGUCUGAUUGUUAAUGUAACUACAGCUAGACUUAUUUGGUGUUAUUAAAUCUGUGCGUGAAGUAUAAUGCAAAACAUAUGGACUUAGUUGUUCAAAGCGAAAUGGUAUCUCAUAAUGAAAGUUCAUUCUCGUUUGCAGUUGCAAGUCAGCACCAAAGACCCUCUAUAUAAAAUAACCUCAACAACACCCUAAGCACUGCAGGAAUGCACCUCUUAUCAAUUAAUGUGGAAUAUAUCGAUUUCUAUCUGUCUGUCUAGAGGCUAUUUCGCUUUUAAUUAGCCUAUAUACACAUAUACUUUGGAACUAUAAUAUUCUGAUUGGUGUUCUUGUAACCGUCGUUGUAUUCUUAUCACCCAUUGAUGUUUAUUGAGAUUUGUAUAUUGUUUUAAAAAUUAUAUUCUGUAUGUAUGUGGACUCUCGCUGCAUGUGACUACCUCUGUUUUAAUAUUG